AUGAUGGCGGCGGCGCUGGGGCCCCCAGAAGUGAUUGCUCAGCUGGAGAACGCGGCCAAAGUUCUGAUGGCACCACCUUCCAUGGUCAAUAAUGAACAACGCCAGCUUGCAGAGCACAUAUUCUUAUCAUUUAGAGAAUCAAAGUCACCAUUUGCAGUUUGUAAGCAUAUUUUGGAAACUAGUAAAGUGGACUAUGUCCUUUUUCAAGCUGCCACAGCCAUAAUGGAAGCAGUUGUCCGAGAGUGGCUUCUCUUGGAAGAAGGUAGCAUUGAGUCGCUGAGAACAUUCCUUUUAACCUAUGUCUUACAAAGGCCUAACCUCCAAAAGUAUGUUCAGGAACAGAUUCUACUAGCAGUAGCAGCAAUUGUAAAGCGAGGAUCAUUAGAUAAAUCAAUUGACUGCAAAAGCAUUUUUCAUGAAGUCAGCCAGUUGAUAAGUAGUGGCAAUCCCACUGUGCAAACUCUGGCCUGUUCUAUUCUAACUGCACUAUUAAGUGAAUUUUCAAGUUCAACUAAAACCAGCAACAUGUGAUUGAGUAUGGAAUUCCAUGGUAACUUCAAAAGAGUUUUUCAGGAAGAAGACCUUCAUCAAAUCUUCGUGUUAACUGUUGAAGUUCUGCAGGAGUUUAGCAGGCGGGAAAACCUCAACGCACAGAUGUCUUCAGUAUUUCAGCCUUACCUUGCACUCGCCAAUCAAGUCUUGAGCUGGAACUUUUUUCCUCCAAAUUUGGGCAGACAUUAUAUAGCUAUGUUUGAAUCCUCUCAAAAUGUGGUAUUGAAGCCAACAGAGUCCUGGCGGGAGACUCUUCUGGACAGCAGAGUUAUGGAGCUUUUCUUCACAGUACAUCGAAAAAUCAGAGAAGAGUCAGAUAUGGCACAAGAUUCUCUGCAGUGCCUUGCCCAGUUAGCUUCUCUUCAUGGACCCAUCUUCCCUGAUGAAGGAUCACAAAUUGAUUAUCUAGCACACUUCAUUGAGGGAUUACUGAAUACUAUCAAUGGAAUUGAAAUAGAAGAUUCUGAAGCUGUGGGAAUCUCCAGCAUUAUAAGCAACUUGAUAACUGUCUUCCCUAGAAAUGUUUUGACUGCCAUUCCAAAUGAACUUUUCUCCUCCUUUGUUAACUGCCUCACACACCUCACUUGUUCUUUUGGGAGAAGUGCUGCAUUGGAAGUGCUUGAUAAAGAUGAUAUGGUCUAUAUGGAAGCAUAUGAUAAAUUGCUGGAGUCCUGGCUAACUUUGGUCCAAGAUGACAAACAUUUCCAUAAAGGCUUUUUUACCCAACAUGCAGUUCAAGUUUUCAAUUCCUAUAUUCAGUGCCACCUAGCCACUCCAGAUGGCACAAGAAAUUUGACUGCCAAUGGUGUGGCCUCUCGGGAGGAAGAAGAAAUAAGUGAACUUCAAGAGGAUGAUCGAGACCAGUUUUCUGAUCAACUAGCCAGUGUAGGAAUGCUAGGAAGAAUUGCUGCAGAACACUAUAUACCUCUUCUGACAAGUUUAUUAGAAGAAAGAGUAACAAGGCUCCAUGGUCAGUUACAACGACAUCAGCAACAAUUACUCUCCUCACCUGGUUCAAGCACUAUUGACAACAAAAUGCUUGAUGACCUCUAUGAAGAUAUUCACUGGCUUAUUUUAGUUACAGGCUACCUCUUAGCUGAUGAUACUCAGGGAGAGACUCUGCUAAUACCUCCAGAAAUAAUGGAAUAUUCAUCUGAAGUUGACAUUAAUACAACACUUCAAAUUUUGGGAUCUCCAGGAGAAAAGGCUUCUUCCAUCCCGGGGUACAACAGAACGGAUUCUGUGAUUAGGUUGUUAUCUGCCAUUCUAAGAGUUUCAGAAGUUGAAUCUCGUGCAAUAAGAGCAGAUCUCACACAUCUACUAAGCCCCCAAAUGAGCAAAGAUACUGCAUCUAUUGUUUGGUUUUUAAAAUGCUGGGCAAAGACUUAUCUUCUGGUGGAUGAAAAACUAUAUGAUCAGAUAAGUCUGCCAUUCAGUACAGCAUUUGGAGCAGAUACGGAGGGUUCUCAGUGGGUUAUUGGCUACGUCUUACAAAAAGUCAUCAGUAACCUCUCGGUCUGGAGCAGUGAGCAGGACCUGGCAAAUGACACCGUGCAGCUCCUUGUCACUUUGGUGGAAAGAAGGGAAAGAGCAAACUUAGUAAUUUAGUGUGAAAACUGGUGGAACUUAGCUAAAAAGUUUGCAAGCCAAAGCCCACCUCUUAAUUUCUUGUCAAGUCCCGUGCAGAGAACACUGAUGAAGGCUCUAGUCUUAGGAGGUUUCGCACGUAUGGACAUGGAAACCAGACAACAAUAUUGGACAGAGGUCCUUCAGCCACUUCAGCAGAGAUUCUUAAGAGUGAUAAACCAAGAAAACUUUCAGCAGAUGUGUCAGCAAGAAGAAGUGAAGCAGGAAAUCACCGCCACACUGGAGGCGCUGUGUGGCAUUGCUGAGGCUACCCAGAUUGAUAACGUAGCAAUCCUUUUUAAUUUUUUAAUGGACUUUCUUACCAAUUGCAUUGGGUUGAUGGAAGUUUACAAAAAUACCCCAGAGACUGUCAAUCUCAUUAUAGAAGUUUUUGUUGAAGUUGCACAUAAACAGAGAUGUUAUCUUGGAGAGUCCAAAGCUAUGAACUUAUAUGAAGCCUGCCUUACUUUGUUGCAAGUAUAUUCUAAGAAUAAUUUAGGGCAGCAAAGAAUAGAUGUUACAGCGGAAGAAGAGCAAUACCAAGACCUACUUCUCAUUAUGGAACUUCUUACUAAUCUUCUUUUCAAAGAAUUCAUAGAUUUCAGUGAUACAGAUGAAGUGUUUAGAGGACACGAGCCGGGUCAAACAGCAAACAGGUCUAUAUCAGCGGCGGAUGUUGUUUUAUAUGGAGUAAACCUAAUUCUGCCCUUGAUGUCACAAGAUCUUUUGAAGUUCCCCCUUUGUAAUCAAUACUACAAAUUAAUCACAUUUAUCUGUGAGAUUUUUCCUGAAAAAAUACCGCAGCUUCCUGAGGAUCUGUUCAAAAGUCUGAUGUACUCUCUAGAAUUAGGAAUGACAUCAAUGAGUUCGGAGGUUUGCCAGCUUUGCCUGGAGGCCUUGACACUGUUAGCUGAACAAUGUGCAAAAGCACAAGAAACAGAUUCACCACUUUUUCUAGCAACAUGGCACUUUCUUAAGCUGUUUUUUGAUAUGCUGGUUUUGCAAAAGCACAACACAGAGAUGACCACUGCAGCUGGUGAAGCUUUCUACACAUUGGUGUGUUUGCACCAGGCUGAAUAUUCUGAACUGGUCGAAACAUUACUGUCAAGUCAACAAGAACCUGUUAUUUAUCAGAGAUUAGCAGAUGCCUUCAACAAGCUCACUGCAAGCAGCACUCCUCCUACGCUGGACCGGAAGCAGAAGAUGGCCUUCCUGAAGAGUUUAGAAGAAUUUAUGGCAAAUGUUGGUGGUCUCCUUUGUGUAAAAUAA
Propithecus coquereli (Coquerel's sifaka) is the source of this 3447-nucleotide messenger RNA. RefSeq names its product exportin-4-like. Gene Ontology annotation, cellular component: nuclear pore; cytoplasm. Gene Ontology annotation, biological process: protein export from nucleus. Lineage: Eukaryota; Metazoa; Chordata; Mammalia; Primates; Indriidae. The record is from RefSeq and is a predicted model, not a curated record. Gene Ontology annotation, molecular function: nuclear export signal receptor activity.